CACGAUGCCAGGCUUUUCUCAAGCCCUUUACUUUAGCAGCAAAAGAAGUAAUGGAGUUAACAGGAUUUAAGGAGAGUGCUCUCGCUCAAGUGAACUGCUUUGAUUGGCCAGAUGUUUGCAAGAAGGCCAAUGUGACCCGUUACCCUAUGAUUAAACUGUACAGAGGAACCAAUGAGGUUGUUGAAUAUGGAGGAGUACUAGAUGAAGCCUCUUUCUUGAAGUUCUACUUAUUAUACUCUGUUAGUUCACCCAUCAUCAUGACGAAAGAACAAGAAGGAAGAGAAUUUAUGGCAGCGGAUUUCCCUUCCUGGACCUCCAAGUACCUUGGUGCUGUUACUAUUGGGAUCUUUCCAGAGCGAAAAUCAGAAGAGUGGUUGAUAUUUAACAAGGUUGCUGGUGAGCUACGGGGACGAUAUCUAAUGGCAUCCUGCAUGGGAAACUGUGCCAAAACUCUAGCAAGUGAAAUCGGAGGUUCUGAAGCCGUUGUGGUAACAAUUAAAUGGGAAGAUGUCAACCAACCAGAAGUUAUCUAUGAUCAACCGUUCUCCUUCUCAAGUCUUGAGAAAUUCGUGCUGGAAUCAUCUGAGAAAAUAUUGCCUGAGCUAACAAUGAUAUGA
Messenger RNA from Anneissia japonica, 617 nucleotides. RefSeq names its product thioredoxin domain-containing protein 16-like. Bases 51 to 617 code for a protein of 188 amino acids. The record is from RefSeq and is a predicted model, not a curated record. The transcript has 5 exons. NCBI's taxonomy places the organism in Eukaryota, Metazoa, Echinodermata, Crinoidea, Comatulida, Comatulidae.